Messenger RNA from Puntigrus tetrazona (Sumatra barb), 10206 nucleotides. It is a transcript of the gene cdc42bpaa, whose product is annotated as CDC42 binding protein kinase alpha (DMPK-like) a. The record is from RefSeq and is a predicted model, not a curated record. The coding region runs from base 978 to 6551 and encodes 1857 amino acids. Gene Ontology annotation, molecular function: ATP binding; protein serine/threonine kinase activity. Gene Ontology annotation, cellular component: cytoskeleton; cytoplasm; actomyosin. The transcript is spliced from 40 exons. Lineage: Eukaryota; Metazoa; Chordata; Actinopteri; Cypriniformes; Cyprinidae. Gene Ontology annotation, biological process: actomyosin structure organization; peptidyl-threonine phosphorylation.
CCAUGUUUCUCCUCAUCAUUCCCGAAACACAGUGAUCGGCGGCGGGCAGAUGAGAGAGAAUCACCCCGUCACCCCGCAUCCACACCACCACCACCAUCCUCCUCCUCCUCCUCUUCAUCCCAUCACCACCAUCAUCAUCACCCGACGGGCUUCAUCGAGCGAGCAGGACUUACUUUUGAGGAAUUAUUGAUGGGAAAAGGACUAUGGAGAACUAAGGGACACUCAAUCGGUGCUUUUGGGGAACUUCGCUAAACUCACUUUUUGAGGACAUAAACACACUCAAUCAAUCUUUUCCACGCACGUAAUGCCCAAAUGUCACAUUUGGGGGGCGUGUCAUGUUAUUUCUGUUUGUUUUGAGGUAAAUUCUCUUUGGGGAUGAGCUAAAAAUCUAUUAGCUUUGCUAGCCGACCGUCUUUAUUAGCCCGAUCAUUAGCAUCAGUUAUUUAAACCCGUUAAAGUUGAACAAACCGGGGAUGUUUUAAAGUAUGUUUACUUGACAUGGUUCGACACUAGUACUUGUUAAUGUUAAUGCACGAUUUUUCGUGUUUAUGUGGGAGAAAACCAGUUAAGAUGCUUUGUGUCGCGAGAAUGUUGUUAGCUCGUUAGCUAGAGUAGCUACAAAAAAAGGCACUUAAAGGUAUGUAAAGUAACAUUUACAAAACGCAAGCGAUAAAUUACAUUUUUACACAAAAGUGUGAGGCCUUUUUUGGAUAAAUGGCUUAAAUUGUCAUCUUCCCCGUUAUUUUGUGGUUUGUUGGUCACUUGGUACAUUAAGAAGAUGUAGUGAGAAGUUUUAUUUGGGUAUGAAAUUAAAACUCGUUUUAAGUUUACUGCAGUUGUGUGACUGCAUUUUGCUGCGAUGAUGAGUGGUUUAUAUUUAUAGCUAUUUACAGAUCCCCUCCAAAGAGUUCUGGCGUAUUCGCAUCUAUUUUAAUAACGUUACACUACAUAUUUUGGACUGACGCUCGUUUUGAACCAUGUCUGGGGAAGUGCGUUUGAAAAAGCUGGAAAAACUCAUUCUGGAUGGCCCUGUCCAAUCCAAUGGACAGUGUUUUAGUGUGGAAUCUCUUCUGGAUGUUCUCAUAUGCCUUUUUGAUGAGUGCAUCAACUCCCCGCUCAGAAGAGACAAGAACAUUGCUGAGUUUUUGGAAUGGGCCAAACCGUUCACCUCUAAAGUGAAACAGAUGCGAUUGCACAAGGAGGACUUCGAGAUCCUGAAGGUCAUUGGUCGAGGAGCUUUCGGCGAGGUAGCGGUUGUAAAGGUGAAAAGUUCAGACAAGGUGUUUGCCAUGAAGAUCCUCAACAAGUGGGAGAUGCUGAAAAGAGCAGAGACGGCGUGUUUUCGGGAGGAGCGGGACGUGCUGGUAAAUGGAGACUGUCAGUGGAUCACCAGACUGCACUACGCCUUUCAGGAUGACAACUUCCUGUACUUGGUAAUGGACUACUACGUGGGUGGUGACCUCUUGACUCUUCUUAGCAAGUUUGAGGACCGUUUACCAGAGGACAUGGCUCGAUUCUACCUGGCUGAGAUGGUCCUAGCCAUCGAUUCUGUGCACCAGCUCCACUACGUCCACAGAGACAUCAAGCCAGAUAACAUUCUGCUGGAUGUGAACGGACACAUUCGACUGGCAGAUUUUGGCUCCUGUCUUAAACUCACUGAGGAUGGAACGGUGCAGUCCUCCGUUGCUGUGGGUACUCCAGACUACAUUUCUCCUGAGAUCCUGCAGGCCAUGGAGGACGGGAAAGGGAAAUAUGGCCCGGAAUGCGACUGGUGGUCACUGGGCGUCUGCAUGUAUGAGAUGCUGUACGGGGAAACUCCUUUCUAUGCAGAGUCCCUGGUGGAAACAUAUGGCAAGAUUAUGAACCACAAGGAGCGGUUCCAGUUCCCCGUUCAUGUGACGGACGUCUCUGAAAACGCCAAAGACCUUAUCCGCAGGCUCAUCUGCUGCAGAGAGCACAGGCUGGGUCAGAACGGCAUUGAGGACUUCAAACAGCACCCUUUCUUUUCCGGCAUUGACUGGCAGAACGUCCUCAAAUGUGACGCGCCCUACAUCCCUGAAGUCAGCAGCCCAUCUGACACGUCAAACUUUGACGUGGAUGACGACUGCCUCAAGAACACGGAGACAAUGCCACCUCCUUCCCACACCGCCUUCUCAGGACACCAUCUCCCAUUUGUAGGUUUUACCUACACCAGCAACUGUACGCUGUCUGACCGCGGUUGCCUAAGGGAGCCUGCAGCACCUGCACAGAUGGAUGUGUCCGUUCAGCGCGGUCUGGAGGACAGUCUGGCUACUGAAGCAUACGAGCGGAGGAUCCAGCGUCUGGAGCAGGAGAAGCUGGAGCUCAGUCGCAAACUACAAGAGUCCACAAAAACGGUUCAGGCGCUGCAAUACUCCAGCGGCGACGGGCCUGUUUCCUCCAGCAGAGAGUAUGAGAUCCGUGGACUGAAGGAGGAGAUAGAAAUGCUAAGGAAACAGAUCGCAGAUACAGGACAGGUGGAGCAGCAGUUAGAACAUGCCAGUUCUGCCCGCAGGGAUCUGGAGGACUCUUCCAAACAGAUCCGAUCUCUGGAGAAACAGCUCAAGAGCAUGAAGCAGGAGAGAGAUGACCUGCAGAAGAGUCUGCAGGAGUCCUCGGAGAAGCUUAAGACUCAGGGGAAGGAGCUGAAGGAGGCGGACAGCCAGAGGAAAAUGGCCAUGCAGGAGUUUGGCGAGGUGAGCGAGAAGGUCACAGAGCUGCGGUCUAACAAGCAACGGCUCUCCCGACAGCUCCGGGACAAGGAAGAGGAGAUGGAUUCUCUGAAUCAGAAGGUGGAGGCGCUACGGCUAGAAGUGCGGAAAGCUGAGCGGGCCAAGAAAGAGAUGGAGGCCCAGGCUGAAGAGUUUUCUGCUGAGGCUCAGAAAGAGAAGAAGCUUAGGGAACGCAGUGAGCAGUACAGCAGACAGCUGGAAGAGGAGCUGGAGGGAAUGAAGCAGAAGCAGGUGGGCCGCUCUCCAAGCGUCGGGUCAUCUGAGCAGCACCAGGAGCUCAGUAAAUUACGAGCAGACCUGGAGAACAAGACCGCUUUCCAUGAGGAGGAACUGUCACGCAGAGAACAACAACAUGCCAAUGAACUGAAGAACCUGAAGAAGGAGCUGCGAGAAUCAGAGGGACAGCAGCUCACCUUUAAGAAAGAAAUCAUGAUGUUCAAAGACAAGCUGGAGAAGACCCGACGAGAGAGUCGGAGCGAACGAGAGGAGUUUGAGGCCGAGUACAAGCAGAAGUACGAGAGAGAGCGAGUGCUGCUGUCGGAGGAGAACAAGAAACUUUCCAGCGAACUUGAGAAGAUGAAGUCUUUGUUUGAGAAGUUGAGCUGCAGUAACAAACAGCUGGAGGAGGAGAUGAGAGAACUGGCUGACAAGAAAGAGAGUGUGGCCCAUUGGGAAGCCCAGAUCACGGAAAUCAUUCAAUGGGUCAGUGACGAGAAAGACGCUCGAGGUUAUCUGCAGGCUUUGGCCACUAAGAUGACUGAAGAACUGGAAGGCCUAAGGAACGCCAGUCUGGGUGCACGUGCUACUGACAUGCCAUGGAAGAUGAGACGUUUGGCUAAGCUGGACAUGUCUGCGCGUCUAGAGCUGCAGUCUGCACUGGAUGCCGAGAUUAGAGCCAAACAAACCAUCCAGGAUGAGCUCAACAAAGUCAAGGCAUCACAUAUGGCCACUGAGUGCAAGCUGGAGGAGUAUGAGAAGAAGAACCAGGACCUGCAGGUAGAGAUCCAGAGGCUGAAACAGGAAACUGAGAGCCUGCGCACGUCUAAAGGGGUCAAGCACCAAGACUCCCAGAAUUCCUUCCUGGCAUUCCUGAAUGCUCCGACCUCUGCCUUGGAUCAGUUUGAUCGCUCCACUGCCUGUGGGCCGGCUGGCAAAGGCAGACGUAUUGAUUCCAUCGAUAACUUCAGCCUGUCCAACACGCCUUCCCGGGAGGAGGAUGGAAGAUCCCAGGUCACGUCCCACUCUCGCUCACCCUCCACCGCAAGUGAUAUGGAGUCUCAAGAGCAGGUAGAUCAGCCACAACAAGGUGCACAAACCUCCAUGCGGUCUGGAUACAGCUCUGGUCACAGCACGCCUAAACCGAAGGCCCAUCAGUUUGUGGUAAAGACCUUCAGUACUCCCACUAAAUGUAACCAGUGUACAUCUCUGAUGGUGGGACUCAUCCGGCAGGGCUGUACGUGUGAAGUCUGUAACUUCUCCUGUCACGUGACGUGUGCGGACAAAGCUCCCGCCGUGUGUCCGAUCCCACCGGAUCAAACCAAAGGUCCUCUGGGUAUCGACCCCCAGAAGGGCAUCGGCACGGCUUAUGAAGGGCACGUCAAGGUACCCAAACCACUAGGUGUGAAGAAGGGAUGGCAAAGGGCAAUCGCUGUAGUCUGUGACUUCAAGCUCUUCUUAUAUGAUCUCCCAGAGGGCAAAGCUGCUCAACCUGGUGUCACGGUGAACCAGGUCAUUGACAUGAGGGAUGAGGAAUUUUCUGUAAGCUCAGUUUUGGCAUCAGAUGUCAUUCAUGCGAAUAGGAAGGAUAUUCCCUGUAUUUUUAGGGUGACAGCAUCACAGCUCUCUCCAUCCAGCAAUAAAAAGUGCUCCAUUUUGAUUCUGGCUGACAGCGAUCAGGAAAGAACCAAGUGGGUUGGCCUCCUGAACGAGCUGCACCGUCUCCUGAAGAAGAGCAAACUUAAAGAACGCUUUGUUUACGUCCCUAAAGAAGCGUAUGACAGUGCACUGCCUCUCAUCAAAUCCACACAGUCUGCUGCUAUUAUAGAUCAUGAGAGGAUAGCCCUGGGCAAUGAGGAAGGGUUGUACGUUAUUCAUGUUACCAAAGAUGAUAUUAUCAAGGUAGGAGACAAUAAGAAGGUCCAUCAGAUUGAGUUGAUCCCAUCGGAACAAUUGAUCGCUGUGAUCUCGGGCCGAAACGGCCAUGUACGGCUUUACCCAAUGGCGUCCCUGGAUGACCGUGAGGCCGAUUUUCACAAGAUAGCGGAGACCAAAGGCUGCCAAACUCUGGUUUCGGGCACGAUCAGACAAGGAUCUCUCACGUACCUCUUUGUGUUCAUGAAAAAACAUGACAAGGUGAUGAUCUACGAGCUCAACAAGAGCAAAACGCGCCAUCGGAAGCUGCGGGAUAUCCCCGUCCCGGGAACGGUGCAGUGGAUGGGUCUCCAGGGCGACAAGCUCUGCAUGGGCUUCCAGUCCAGGUUCCUGCGCUAUCAUCUUCAGGGGGAUGGAACUACCUCUAGCCUCCUCCACCCUGACGAUCACACCCUGGCCUUCAUCGAGCAGCUGAGCCUGGAUGCCCUCUGCGCCGUGGAGAUCUCCAGUAAAGAGCUGCUCUUGUGCUUCAGCAGUAUCGGCGUGUACGUGGACUGUCAGGGCAGACGCUCACGACAACAGGAACUGAUGUGGCCGGCUACACCCACUGCAUGUCGUUAUAAUGCACCUUAUCUGUCAGUGUAUAGUGAGAAUGCAGUGGAUGUAUUUGACGUCAACACUAUGGAGUGGAUUCAAACGAUGCCUUUGAAAAGGGUUCAUCCUCUGAACGCUGAUGGCUCUCUAAACCUGCUGGGGCUGGAGACCGUACGGCUCAUCUACUUUAAAAACAAGACAGCAGAGGGAGAUGAGCUGGUGGUGCCAGAGACAUCUGAUAACAGUCGCAAACAGAUGGUGCGCAGUAUGACGAGUAAACGGCGCUUUUCGUUCCGCGUGCCGGAGGAGGAGAGAGUUCUACAGAGGAGGGAGAUGCUGAAAGACCCCGAAAUGAGGAAUAAGUUAAUUUCCAACCCAACAAACUUCAACCAUGUGGUUCAUAUGGGCCCAGGAGAUGGGAUCCAGAUCCUGAAAGAUCUGCCAAUGCCCGGUUCUCCUCUCCCUUCUCCUCAUCUGCGCCUCAUCUCCACCCCUACAAGCUUUGAGCAUGUCUAUCACAUGACUGUCACCUCUGCUGACAACUUCCUGUCCCUGGACUCCUCCCCUCUCUCCUCCCACUCCCUGUCCCUCAGCUCCGCCCCUGGGACCCCUGCCUCCAUCUGCUCUUUGAACGUGCGUCCUCAGGAGAGCCGUGGUGUCCUGGGAGCGUCCGUCAGUAUCCCCUCCAUCAGCAAGGCCAGGCCUGAACCGGGCCGAUCUAUGAGUGCCAGCAGCGGCCUGGGCACACGCUCCUCUUCUCAAAAUGGCAGUGCACUGAGACGGGACCUUUCUGUUGGCAGCUACGGUUCCACCAAACGGCAGAUGACGUCGCCUUCUGAUGGUUCGCUGUCAUCUGGAGGAGGCAUGGACUGCGGAGGUGACGCCCCGCUAUCCCAUUUUGACAGAGAGUGUCCAGGAGUGUCACCUACAGAGAAGACUCCUGAUCUGAAAAGGGCUUUAAGGACCCUGCUUAGUAAGCUAAAGGACUCAGACUCUCCACGUCACUCCACGGCCUCCAACAGCUCCAACCUGAGCAGCCCACCGAGCCCUUCAUCCCCUCACAAGAGCAAGACUCAGUCCCUGGAGCGCGGUGAGCACCUGGGCUGGGAGACAUGAGCUCUGCCUCCACCCGCUUCCUUCUGACUUCCUGUGGGGCCCCGAGAGAGACAGAGAGGCGACAGCUUACACAUCAUAUUCCUAAACACGCCGCCGGGCCCAGGUGUGUGUGUGUGCGUGUGUGUGUUUGCGUGUAUUGGUGUGCAUAUGCGUUACACGUGUGAUUGUUGUACACACGCACCUUACAUCCCUUUUGAGUGGACCCAUCACCACUGUUCCUGUUCCUGUUCCUGUGUUGGACGGAGGAACAGACCACUGAGUGUAGCUUCUCACCUACCACCACCGGUGUGGACGGGGUUCGAAAACGACAAACACAGAGCUUUAACGUGAAUCUAUCGGUGUUUGUUGACAAGUGUGCCUCAUCCUCAAAAUAUGCAUUCAAAAGUCUUAAUGGACCGGGGGAUGUUACUUUAAACGCAUAACACUAAAAAUCGUGAAAACUUUCAUUGGGGAUCAUGGAAAACCGUUCCUGGCAUUCCAAUCCGUGCGAUAAAAACAUGAACACUUCAAUUGAGUUCAGCCCCAAUAGAUAGAGUGGCACUACUGUAUAACUCAGCCUCUAUCCUCCAGUGCCAUGCUGACCUUUACAGUAAGAGGUCAGAGUUCAAGAAUAGAUUCUGAGUUCAAUAAUGUAAAUAGAGUUUAAGUAGAGUAUAAUAUAUAAUGAAAUCAUAACACUAUUCUGUUGGUAAAUAAGUGACUUGGCUUUGAGAGUUUUUUUUUUUUUUUAUUUCCUGUGUCAAGGUUCUAGUCAAUUAUUAUGUCAGUUUAAGCAUUAAUAUGUUAAGAUAUGCUAGUUUUUCAUAAUUCCACUAAAAUCGGCAAGGGAACACUACAUAAAAAAAAAAAUCGGGCCUCAUUCGUAAAACACAAGGAGAAUAGGUUUCGUGUAAAUUGUUCGUAAAGCCAUUCUUAUGUACAAUUUCGCGUCGAAUAUGACGUAAACAAGCUUGCGGUGAAACUGUUCGUUAAAACAACUCUGUAGAUCGUCGCGAGAUUCGUAAGCUCGCAAUAAAAUUUUAUAAAACCUUUAUUGCGCGAGUCGUCGCAUUAAAUGCAAGAUUAAAAGUCGGCGUCAUUGAAUCGUUCUUGCGUAAAUCGUUACCACAUUAAAUGGAAGAUUCACAAGCCAUGCUUGCAAUAAAAUUUCAUUCAAUUCUUCUUAAAUUGUGGCAAUAAAUAAAAGAUUCCAAAGCUCGCAAUAAAAAAAAUAACAUUCUAAAACAAACUGUUGUUUGAACAAAACAUUAUUAGAAAUCAUUCUUGAGUGAACUGUUGCGUGGAAUAUGAGAUGGAGAAAGCUACAGUGAACAUGUUUGUAAAAAUUCACGAUGGCAGCCGUCAUAAAUCUAGCGCAUUGUUGAGUUGAAACGAGCUAUAUUUGACAAACAACUGACAGAAGGAUGUUUUUUAAGAACCAUUUACAUGAACGCAGUCUCCUCGUGUUUCAUGAAUGUUGUUGCGUAUUGCGAGCAUGAUCCAUCAUUCUCAGAGAAACCAAGAUGUGUAUAUCGUCCAGUCACGUGAUCAUAAAUAAGCUGUUGUGCUGAAUGUAACAGAGAUUCACUGCAGCCUUGUUCGUGUUGCUCUUGCCUACAUCUGUGCUUCACGGUUCUGUUGCCGGAGCAAUAAUGCUGUUUCCAAAGAGGUUUUUGUCUUUAAAUAUUAAUGUUAAUUAUUAUUCUUUUAGUUGUUGUUUUUUUUUUUUUCCUUCGGUGUUUUAAAGUUUAAUUAUCCAACUCGCAAGAACCAAACUUUGCCUAAGGUGUACAUGUAAAUAUAACACGUAGUGUAACCUGGACCGCUAGAUUCAGAGCGUUUGUGUGACGUGGAGAAACACUAAACUCAUCAGGUGAAGCAUUUAAAGGGCUUCGGCGCUUCAAACUCACUGGUGCAUAUAGCUUUUGCCUCUUCCUCUUGCACUCGACAGGGACCCCGAGGACCAGCAGGAGAUUAGGUCGUUUGAUAUCAAUACAAAUUCACAGAGGACUUACAGUAAAGCUGCUGUAGCGAUGUUUUAAACGUGCAGGGUCAGACUAUCAGACAUCCCUGAACCUCAGAAUACCUCAGAUCAGAGAGCAAAGCCAUUACGACUCCAUCAGAACCUCCAUUUUCACGCACUAAUUGACACUUAUUAUGAAUUAUUCUGCUCGCUUUUGCAAACGCAUCGAUCAGAUGUUUUUUUCAAAACACAUUCUACAGAUUCAGACUCUUGGAUGUCUAGAUGCUGUUCAGAAUUCCCAAAUAUUUAGGAAUAGCUCACUCAAAAAUCGAAAUGUACAUCGACUCGCCCUUAGGUUUAUAGCUUGCUUUGACCUAUAUAGUUUGGCUAAAAGUAGUUGGAUUAUAUCACCUUAAAUGUAUAAUGUAAUGGAUUACAUUGUUGACAAAAAAUUUUCAUUAUUUAAUUUGGAAUCGAUAAUGGACUACACUUUGUAAGUAAUCUACCCAGCCCGUUUUAUUUAUUAUUAUUUGUUUCUCAAAUUCUCAAAAGCAUUAAUAUUGAUAUAUAUAUAUAUAUAUAUAUAUAUAUAUAUAUAUAUAUAUAUAUAUAUAUAUAUAUAUAUAUAUAUAUAUAUAUAUAUAUAUAUAUAUAUUAGUAACAAGAGUAAGUCAUGGGUUUGUAAUAAUGACAGAAUUUAUUUUUGAGUGAACUAUUCUCUUUAAAGUAUGCUGAAAAUAUAAAAUGACCUUUCAGUAUUGAAGCACUCCCGAGUAAUGAACGUUUGGGCAUAUGUACCUGUGGUUUUAUUCAUUCUAGUAUUGCCAGCAUUUCGUAUUUUCCAUUAUAUGCAAGCACUAUCGAAACAUUCACUGUGGAGCAAAUUUGGCACAUCGUUUUUUUUGUUUUUUUUUUAAUCGAGCUCAGAUAUCACUCGGGACCUUAGUUAUGCAUUUGCUCUAUUCCACGAUCGCGGUUAAUUCCAAAACGAGAAAUGAUAUUCAUAAUACAGGUUUUUUUCUAAUAAGGCUGUAACGGGUUAGAAACUAUUCGCCAGGGUUAUGGUAUUAACAAUGAACAGGAAACCUGUUUGAAAUGUUCUCAGGUAUGUCAGAACCAAUGAUUAUACGUUCGCAUGGAGGAGAACGGGGACGGUAGAAACGACAGACGUCCAGAUCUUUGGCUCGUUUGAUCUUUAGGACUGUUACUUAGCAAAGAAUAGAUCGAUAUUAGAGCGGGAGGUGCCUUAGUUUUCUUAGAUCGGUGUGAACCGGUCGGUGUAGGUAGAAUGGACUAGAAUGAGAGAUGACUGGAGAUUUAAGACACAUUCACACUCGCAUUUCACAUGAGGAUUUUGUUUGCCUUUUAGUGAAUUGCUACUUCAUAUCAUAUAAUUUCUUCUCGUUUUAGAUUUUUGUAAGACUAUGUACAGAUCUGCAUGUCGUAGGUGUAAUCACUUGUUUUAAAGGACUGUACGGCUGGAUUGUUUUAUUUUUAUUGUAUUUUAUUGACCUGUGUGGCGUGAAUGGUUGGGACGUGAACAUGAAUUACCCCGUACUGCAAUGUAGACCUUUUCUUGUUUCUUUUUUUUUUUUUUUUUUUUUGCACAAGUGUAUUUAAGGUGGAAUACUGUUAUUUGUAUUGGUUUGGACACCACUUUUCACAUGGAAAGCUCAUUAUCAGACUAUUUCAAUAAAAUUGGGAACUAUAAAA